GCGCUCUUCCCGACACCCGGAGGCGGAGUGGGAGCCCGGAGAGGCGGAGACACACAGGACUCAAAAGGAGCCGGAGCCGGAAGCCAAAACCCCGUGCCCCGCAAAACCCCUAAACCCUAGCCCCCUUCCUCCGCCCUAGCGAUUGGAGGCGAAGACGCGGCCAUGGCGGCCCUCCUCAGGCGCGUGUCGCUGCGGCGCGCCUUCACCGCCGCCGCUUCCUCUUCUUCUCACCCUGAGAGCUAUACGCAAGGGAUCUGUGGCUCCACGUUUCAUUACAGAGAGUUCUCAUCUAAAGCCAAAAAGAAGUCAAAGUCAAGUGGAACUGACUCUGGUGAGGAGAAUAUGUCGAAGAAAGACUUGGCAUUACACCAGGCUAUCGACCAAAUAACAUCUGCAUUUGGGAAGGGGGCAAUAAUGUGGCUUGGCCGUAAACAAGGCCAUAGAGAUGUACCUGUAGUAUCUACUGGGUCUUUCGCUUUGGAUAUGGCUCUAGGAACUGGUGGGCUUCCAAAGGGGCGUGUCAUAGAGGUUUAUGGCCCAGAGGCUUCAGGCAAGACAACUCUUGCUCUACAUGUCAUUGCACAAGCUCAAAAGAAUGGGGGUUACUGUGCCUUUGUAGAUGCAGAGCAUGCUUUGGAUCCAGCUCUUGCGGAGGCAAUUGGCGUUGACACUAACAAUUUACUCCUUUCUCAGCCAGACUGUGCUGAGCAGGCACUCAGUCUUGUGGACACACUGAUUCGAAGUGGAUCUGUUGAUGUUGUUGUAGUCGACAGUGUAGCAGCUCUUGUCCCAAAGACUGAGCUUGAUGGGGAGAUGGGUGACGCACAUGUUGCUCUUCAGGCUAGAUUGAUGAGCCAAGCUCUUCGCAAGCUGAGCCACUCCCUUUCACUUUCCCAGACAAUUCUGUUAUUUAUUAAUCAGACCAGGGCCAAGGUAGCCACAUUUGGAUUUGGGGGACCAACUGAGGUCACUUCUGGUGGCAACGCCUUGAAGUUUUAUGCUUCUGUUCGCUUGAACAUCAAGCGUAUUGGUUUGGUAAAGAAAGGCGAAGAGACAAUAGGUAGUCAAGUUGCUGUGAAGAUUGUGAAAAACAAGCAUGCCCCACCAUUCAAGACUGCACAGUUUGAGAUUGAAUUUGGAAAGGGGAUAUGCCGCAGUUCUGAGCUUGUUGAACUCGGACUGAAGCGCAAACUUGUCCAAAAGACUGGUGGUGCAUAUUAUACAUUCAACGACAUGAAUUUCCGUGGAAAAGAUAACCUUAAGGCUUACCUUACUGAAAAUGAGUGUGUUGCUAAAGAUCUAGAGAUGAAACUAAGGAAAUUGAUGGAAACUGAAGCACCUAAAGAGCAGGAGGCUGAAGACGGUUCCCUGAGUGAUUUGUCUGAAGAGAUCGUUGCACCAGAAACAUCGUCAGAAGAGGAUCAAGCAGCUGCAGUAGAAGCUUAACCAGUUAUCUGAUCUACUGGCAAUUUUUUGGAACUUAACAUAUGAAGCAAUUGUUCCACUAAAACAAUAUUUUGGUCAUGAAGCCACCAGCAUGCAGUGCCGUGAUGAUCUUAUUAUAACAGCCUUCAGUUGCUACUGUUCUUGCAGUAUAGUGUAACGUGAAGAGAAUAUUCGCUUUCUGUGAAAUCAUGCUGAGCUAGCUAGUGACAGAGGAAGGUUGUCAGGGUGAGGUACUGUGGCUAUUUAAACAUUGGUGAAUGGUGAGGACCCGUGAGAUGUGAUAUAGUCGUGUAUAUAUGCUGCAUACCUUGAUGACUCCUCGUGUUGAAGUCUAAUUCAGAAGCAUUCUUAAUUGAGUGCUGCUAGAAUUUUUAUUGGUCUUCC
Messenger RNA from Panicum virgatum (switchgrass), 1830 nucleotides. Its product is annotated as DNA repair protein recA homolog 3, mitochondrial-like. The record is from RefSeq and is a predicted model, not a curated record. Bases 163 to 1446 code for a protein of 427 amino acids. Gene Ontology annotation, molecular function: single-stranded DNA binding; ATP hydrolysis activity; ATP-dependent DNA damage sensor activity. The transcript has 8 exons. Lineage: Eukaryota; Viridiplantae; Streptophyta; Magnoliopsida; Poales; Poaceae. Gene Ontology annotation, biological process: DNA repair.